AUGUCCUUGCCUCAGGAGCAGGUCGCCUGCCUGUGCACAGUGAAAGCCAAUCUCGAAGAAACGAGAGAGCAUCACACGUUGCAGGAGGCGAUCGUUGCAAGAUGUUUCUUGAUACCAUGUCUCUUCGACGACCAUGUGAUACUGAGAUACUGGGGAAAGUUCGGCGUGGACGACGCAGGCCCAGGUGCCGCGAACACCGAGCUCAGCGAAGUCAAAGAAAGUCGUCCCAAGCUGGAGGAGAACGCAUACAUGCUUGAUAUCAUGCACAAAUCUGCACUUCCGGCUGCUUUCUGGAACUUGCUGCAGGAGGAAGUCGCAUGUCCACUUCCAGCGAACACGGUGAAAAUCAGGAUCAAGAUGAAGGACGAGGGUGCGUGUGCGCGAUCAGUGAAGACCGAGCAGAGCGGGCUGGAGGACGAGGUCGCAUGCCUGUGCACAGCGAAGGCCAAUCUCGACGAAACGAUCGAGCAUCACAAGUCGGAGGAGGAUGCCGUGAAGACCGAGCUCAGCGCAGCGGAUGAGAAAUAUCGCAAGCUGGAGGACGAGGUCGCGGCUCUGCGCUCGGCACAGGCCGAGCUCAGGCAAGUGAGCGACAGGUAUCACAAGCUGGAGGAAUCCUUCCAGAUGAUCGCUGGCCUGCGAGCUGUGGCUGAUGGGAAAAGGCAGCUUCCGGAAGCGCAGGACGAGGUCACGGGACGAUCAUCGGAGACUGGGCUAGAGCUCCGACAGUUGGAGGAUGAGGUGACCGGCCUUCGGGAAUCCAAUGCCGUGCUCCGAGAAGCCUAUGACACCCUGAAGGCUGCCUUUCGGCCCUUUCGCGAAGGACCAGAGCUCGUUUCCGAGGAGGACAGUAUUUCGCCAGCACCGCCCGGCUGUCGCCAAACUCUUCCUCUGCCUGAGCAGGAAAUGUCGCAGCCCGUCAUGCAAAAGCCACGGUGUGUUGCCGAAGUCCAACCCCUCCGCGAAGCGGGCUUGUUUGUGGACCUCUGCCCAGCGCCUCCAAACGGCCCUGGGACACUGGAGGCGGGGAGACACCGGGAUAAGGAAGAGAUUUGCUCCAUGGUCCAUGGCGCUCGGAGUCAUCCCUAG
This is a messenger RNA of Symbiodinium sp. CCMP2592, 1089 nucleotides long. The record is from the annotation of a GenBank genome assembly. NCBI's taxonomy places the organism in Eukaryota, Dinophyceae, Suessiales, Symbiodiniaceae.